CCAAAACAUUCAUCCAUCCACUUCCUCACCGUUUCUUCCAACUCUGGGUCGCAGAUGAGACACAGCCUGUCCCAGCACGCCGCAGGCGCAAGGCAGGAUACACCCUGGACGGGACGCCAGAUUGUUUCAUCUUUGAGCGUCUAACACGUCUUAGGUCUGAUAAUUGCACUAGCACGGGGACAGGUACGUGGGCGAGAAUCGGGAUGUAGUAGUUUAACUCUGAUCACACACCACACUUACUACCGAGGGCAAGGAGGAACCAAGCACAAGAAGCUCUACUCAGAAACUGAGGCCAGCAGGUGCGAACUGGAAACGUGACCUCUUCCGGAGAGCCUCAGUCUUCUCAGAGGUGGCCGCGGCGAGUUCCGAUUCAUCUCUCAGUUCAGUUAACCUUGACUCACGACAUUGUUACCUGAACAAGGCUCCACACCCGAAACGUUAUGUUUCUUUUCUUGUCCUUUCAGCGUGGAAUAAACCUUUACUCGUUCCUUGACUCAUUACGACUGAUUAAGACCGGGAAUGUCUCAAUUGUUUAAUUAAGAUCUUAGAUGCAAUUAAAAACUUCAAUGCCCAGCUGCUCACAUUCUUUUUAUAAGCAUCAGUCAUAGCAAUAUAAAUAGGAUGUACAGAGACCCCGACGACAAAAAUUGUAGAACUUGGCAAAAUCCUGUUUUUGGUGUCCCAGUACUUUCAUGAAGCACCAGCUCUAUGAGAAACUGACGUAAAACGUGAGUUUUACACAAGGAAAGUACGGUGCUUUCGGGACAGGCCGUUUUAUGGGCACCCAUGUGGCUUUGUUUCUCGUCCAGAUGUUCUGUCGGAAUGACAAACCGAGCGGGGCGGCGAACCAGACAACUCCACGACAACCGCAAUCAACACACAAUCCCUCUCUCUACUCAUCGACACUCUCCUCUUCCCAACAAGCCCGUCCGAAUCGAAAAUUAGAAGAGAAACCCCGGACGUUUGAAGAGGGUUAAAACAUUUCUCCCGGAUAGAGAUUUAAGGACCAAAACCGGUUAAACGCGUUUGUCAGGGCGUUCGCGACGCGUUGAAUGUAUUGCGUAAUGGGUUGUCUUUUACCCUUUAAAAGCACGACGUGUCCGGGGGGAAACGGCCGUAUUCUACACAGACUAAGUAACAUGCAGCAGCGCGGACAGAGAGGUUUGGGAGAGAAAUCUGCAGAAUUUUUGGAGACCUUUAAGAUUCCAGUUACGCCCAAAAGAAUAGGCAAUAGUAUUGGAUGGUAGGGGAGUUUCUCCUUAGGGUAACAACAGAACAUGUACAGAAAUUACUCAACGAAUCAAUUAACAUCUAGAAUCUUAUUGGGUGAUGUGAAGAUUUUAGAAAAAUGUAACAAUAAUUCUAUUAGAAACCUACGUUUACCAACAUACCUUCCAACUGCAAACACUUAUUGGAACUUAAAUUUUAAUAAUAUAAUAUAUUAUAUAUUGGCAGAGAAUAUGGGAAAAAACAGAAAAUGUUUAUUGUCUUACAAAUAAAAUUAAAGAAGUCUCACAUAAAGUUAUAAAAUGUGUCCUGUUUAACAAACAUUAUCCAGAAUCAAACUCGAAUUAGAUGACCAAUGUGUAUUUUGUAACAUGAAUAAAGAAGACAUACUUUAUUUGUUCUACCAAAAUGUUUUGUAGCGACUCAGAACAUUUCCUACUAAGAUGUUUAAAUAUGAAGAUUUCUUUUAAUUGAUAUGACACCUUACUUUUACACGCUGGAAUAUGAACCAUAAGCUUAUAUUUAUAAUAAUCCUACUGCUAAUCGGGAGAUAUCGUAUCCAUAAAAAAUGGUCAAAGUCUUCUUCCAAAUAUAAAUCUGUAUUAAAAUAAAAAUUGGAUUUUAUUUCAAAAACUAUUCAAGAAAGCAGGACUAUUCUUAUGAUGUAUGUAUACAUUAUUUUGUUCGACGUUAACUUAUUGUUGUAUGUGUUCUGUUUAUGGUCAUAAGUAAAGCAUUGAAAAAUAAAAAAAACAGCUCAAAAUCAAACCGGAAAUUACGUUUUCAACUUGCGACGUCGUCGUAUUUCACCGUCAUUGCUGUCCGGGGUUCAGGAAGAGUGAGUGUUUCCGACCUGAGGACCAGCUGUUAGGGAUACUCGCUCUAGAUCAUUCAACAUGUGUGCCGGUUUUCCGAGGAGAAACCGAACCCGUCCCUCCUGCACCUUUUAAAAAAACGUGGAUUUGCACGCGUAGCCAUGAUUACUGUCAUAACAAGCGACUGGCGUGUGUAACACGGUGCUUAACACCGCCUGCGGCAGCUGACAGCUCCGCCGAGCCGAGGAGGAGUGGAGCCGAGCCCUGAGAGAAAGCUGGUUGUUACCAGGGCCGUGUCUCUCGCAAGCCUUACUAAAACUGCGGCUUGCGAAAGCUUUCAAUACGCUUGACUCGGAUGUGGGAAGCGCUAGAAACGACACAGCCUCCGCUUGACCUGACCACAAAAGCCGUAUUUUGUCCCCUCCCGCCUGGGUUUAUUUCGGCAACAGGUGUAAAUAGGUAUGACGUGAUGCAGGGGACUCGGCGAAAGAAGUAUGAAAAAAAAAAUUGAAUGGCUUUUUCUGAACUCGGCCUAAAGAAGGCCUCCUCGCAACUCUGAACUGCUUAUCCGUACGGGUGAAUCAUGCGGAACAGGAAAGGAAAUUCUAAAUAGCGCGGAAAUUUUAUUUUUUUAAAAUGCCGCGGUUGGAGGAAAUUGCAAACGUCGCCUUGAGAGUUCCCAGCAUUAUGGUCUUAGACCUCUUGUACAAAUGUGACGUUGAGAGUUUCACCGAGCAGCUGAAGGCGAGGAACGAAGACAUGCUGUUCAAGUACAAAUAUGUCAUCUGGAAUGUGUAUUAUCUGGGUCACUUGGUCAGUGUGGUUGUGCUUGUCUUGCCUCUGAGACACAUCGUCAAGCUGUACCUCUAUAUCCUCACUGCCUUGCUUCUCUACGUUGGACAUCAAAUUUCCAGGGACUACGUGCGUGGAGAGAUCCAGCAUGGGUAUGAAGGAGCUGUCUACCUGGACGCGUUCGCUUUCCAUCGUUUCGUCACGGCGCUGACAAGUCAGAUCAUUCUCGGCACGCUCUGUGCCUUCCUGAUGAAGACCAGGCAGGUGUGGCUGUUCUCUGCCCACCUGCUGCCCUUGGCAGCUCGCCUGUGCUCUGCACACAAUGCCACGCUGAUCACGGUCAGUUCCUUCGCCAUGGUGCUCACUGGCGUGGAGGUGAUAAUCAUCCUGCUCUCCAACCUCUUUGUGCCUUACCAGCUGGCUCGGUCCGCCUGCCGGGAGAUCCUGCAGCUCGAGUUAGAGCCAUACAGACUGCUCGCAGUGGUCAUUUCCUUGUGGAAUCAGUUUGCUGUCCCAGUUCUCUUCAGUGUCUUCUGGUUCGUCCUGUUCCUGGUGCAGAUCUACUCUUACAUUACAGCCAGCAAUAACGGCAUAGCCCUGCAGGGGGUGCUGUUUGUCUUCCUGACCAGUGUGUCCGAGUGCUGCUCCAGCCCGUACUCCCUGCUGGGUCUGACCUUCGUGGUGUCCUACCUGGCACUGGGGCUUCUCAACCUCUGCAAGUUCUACCUGGGGGGCUACGCUGCAGUCCAGAAUGAGAACGUUAUGCACAGGGGGGUGACGGAGGGCGUGACGUUGCUCCUGCUGGCUCUGCAGACGGGGCUCCUGGACAUGCAGGUGCUGCAGCGCACCUUCCUGCUCAGCAUCAUCCUCUUCAUCGUGGUCACUUCCACACUGCAGUCCAUGAUCGAGAUCACCGACCCCAUCAUCCUGGCACUGGGUGCCUCCCGAAACAGGAGCCUGUGGAAGCACUUCAGGGGGCUCGGUAUGUGCCUGUUCCUGCUCGUGUUUCCUGUCUUCAUGGCCUGGAAGAUAUCGCAGUUCUUCCAAAUGGAUUUCUGGCUCCUGAUCCUGGUCUCCAGCUGCAUGCUGACUUCACUGCAGGUGACGGGGACCCUGCUGAUCUACUCCUUGUUCAUGGUGGAGCUGGCGCGGCGGGACCCCAUCGAGAGUCUGGACGAGAUCAUCUACUACGUCAACGCCGUGAGCCGCGUGCUGGAGUUCCUGGUGGCGCUUUGCGUGGUGGGGUACGGCACCUGGGAGUCGCUCUUCGGGGAGUGGAGCUGGAUGGGCGCCUCGGUCAUCAUCAUCCACUCCUACUUCAACGUCUGGCUGCGCGCCCAGUCCGGCUGGAGGAGCUUCCUGCUCAGACAGGAAGCUGCCAAGAAGAUCAACUCCCUGCCCCGCGCCACAGAGGACCAGCUGAAGCUGCACAAUGACGUCUGUGCCAUCUGCUUCCAGGAGAUGAGUUCGGCGGUAGUGACGUACUGUGGCCAUUUCUUCCACGCCAGCUGCCUGCGCAAGUGGCUGUAUGUCCAGGAGACCUGCCCCAUGUGCCACCAGCCCGUGAAGCCCCGGGCGUCCCCUCUGAACGAGGACCAGCCCCCUGCAGCCCGAAACCCCGAGGGCGGCGGGGGCCGGAGGGAGGGGGCGGGAGGCGAGGCUCCAGGCCUCCGGGCCGAGUGGGGGGCAGACCGGGAGCGGGGACAGGAGGCCCCGGCGGACCCCCGGGGGGGAGCCGGGGCGGCGGUGCGGGGCUCUCGCUGCGGCGCGGCUGUGGACUUUGAGGGGUUCGCCAGCCCCGUUUCGCCCAGCACCCCGACGGAGCUCUCGUCUCCGCCUGCUCUCCGCGGGUGCGGUGCCAGAUCGCUUUCGGGGACUGCAGGGGAGCACCUGGAAAACAGCAGGGGCCGCGUCGCACCUCAGGAGCAUCCUGCACCCCGCAUGGAGCCAGCAGACGGGGCACCGCCCGGGGAAGACCAGACGGCGGGGUCCCCUCCUCUCUGCGGGGACGUGCGAGGAGGAGCAGCAGGAUCAUCACUUUGGCCUGGCAGGGAUUCAGGGGAAGUAACAGGCAGGCCGAAUAUUCACUGGAAGAUGGACUUUGAGCCUUUGUUGAAGACUCAUACACCUGUGCCAGUGAGAGGAGGCAGAGAACCUCAUGCAGAAUUACUGAACAAUGGCAGGAAACUUGGUAAAGUGGAAGUGAGUAGGAAAGGCUUUGUCCAAGGUGAAAGUGACCUGACGGGGAGUUCCAGAGCAGGACAGUGGUUGAAUUCAAAAGUAGAGACCCAACUCCCAACACGGAGCGAGGACCUCUUAUCAGACCGACCAGGCCUGUUUCUGCAAACACAGAGCGAUGGAGAUGUGGAACAAGCUGGAGAAAGGGACUGUGAUGGUUUGGGUGACAGCUAAUCCCGGCAGUGUCUGGAGUCUGGCAGCAGCGCAGAGCUUCAGACACACCGGGGCGCAGGAGACCCUGGAGAGGAGAACUGUGCUGGAACAGAGCCGGCUUCACAGCUGUGGUUCCCCACAGCCCUGAAAGAGGAGAACUUGUAUGCCUCAUGUCAACAAAAAACUUAAAUGUGUUGCCCAAAAUAAAACACAGUUAACUUAAAAUAACUUAAUUUUUUUUUCAGAAUUUUAACCAAAAUAUGUUCUUUGACUUCUGAUCCUUCAUUAACCCAGUUAUUGUCCAACAGCUCUUAAAAUUAGUCAAAUGGAGUGUUAAAGGGCGUUAAUGGUGCACUUUGUGCAAGUAGCAGAGAUUUGUAACAAGAUUUCAUUUAAAGAAAACGAUUUUAUGCUUAUUUACCCAAAUGGUUGUAAUCAGUUCUGCGAUUUUGGAAAAAAUAAAGUUUCUGCAAAGUUUGUGCAGAUUUUUGUGCAUGAUG
This is a messenger RNA of Lepisosteus oculatus (spotted gar), 5725 nucleotides long. RefSeq names its product RING finger protein 145-like. NCBI's taxonomy places the organism in Eukaryota, Metazoa, Chordata, Actinopteri, Semionotiformes, Lepisosteidae. The record is from RefSeq and is a predicted model, not a curated record. Gene Ontology annotation, molecular function: zinc ion binding. Gene Ontology annotation, cellular component: endomembrane system; endoplasmic reticulum.